ACCGCGGGAGGCAACGCCAACAUUUGGCGCGAAAGAUAUGACGUGGCAAAGCGACAGCAAGCAAUUCCCGCCAGAAAAAAACCCCUACUAUAUUACACCGUCUCUUUCAGCUUUCGCUCCAAAUUCAGCUGCUUUUUGGAGAUCCAUUUUUUCUUCUUAUUUUUUGUUUUUUAAAUUGAAUUUGGAUCUGUAGAAACAUGAGCUCUUCAAGAUCAUCACCAAUCCCUUAUAAAUCGAAGAAGCCCCUAAAAUCAGCAACUCCAAAAUCCAAGUCCAAACUCUCAAAUCCAAUCGCCACUCAGACACCUGAUAAACAGCCGGCUGAGCUUCCCUCACGCCGCCUCAGGAACCGCGGAGUAGCUCUCUCUUUAAAAGAAGUUCGAAAAAUCGCUCAGGGUAAUGCCGAUAUCAAUAAAGGUGGAGGUGUCCAUAUCGUUAAAUCCGCGCGGAGACAGAUCUCUACUUGGCCGGAGGAGUCCACUGGCGGUGAGAAGUCCAAUAAGCAACCGGAAGAGAAGAUUCCGGAAGGGUAUGAGAUCUUAAGUGAGUUUUUCGAUUGCUUGGAUAGUACAAUCAGGCUUAUGCGGUUAAAAGGUUCAAUGCCUACAUUGACCAACAUUAGCCCUAAAAUUGAGUGUUUAACUGAUAGGAGAUUUGAUCAUGGACAUUUGGCUCAAAUGAAGUAUAUUUUACCUGAGGCUAUUGAAAUAACGAGAGUGCUUGUGUUUGAUGAGAGGAGCAGUUGUAUGAAACCAGAUCUUCAUGUUUCUUUAAAUGUUGAUGCAAUUGAAUGUGAUGUGAAUUUGAAAUCUGAAAGCAAGAAUCUUCAUUUGAGAAAGGUCUUUCGGGCACGCCUUGAAGAUUUUUAUAAAGCUCACCCUGAGGGUGAUGAAAUUCCAAAGGAGUUGCUGCCAGAGCCAUUUAAUCGGUCAAAAUUAGAUUUGAGCUCAGGCACCACUAAACCAAGCACUUCAUUAUCUAUCAUUGAGACACCAGCUGGUACACAGAUGGCCAAAAGUCAGCUACCAGUAGCCGCAUCUCAUUUCUCAAAAUCUUUCACAAGGCGCUUCUCCCAAAAACUUACAAAUACCGAAGUAGAAAUUACUUGUCAGGGUUAUCCAACUGUUUGCUCUCAACAAUCAGUUUUUUCAGUUCCAGAGCCAUUCCUAGACAUAGUCUCCUCAAAUGAGGAAACUAGUUCUUCAGCACCAACUGAUAGCAACAAUUGUUCAGCGGAUGUCACUAGAACUCCUUCUAAAAAGAUAGACUCCACAAGCGAUGGCGGUUCUCCCACAAAAGUAGCUAGCUUCCAGUCAACUCCUGCAAAACUUGCUUUGACUCCUGCUAAAUUAAUGUCUGCCACACCUGCGUUGCAUCCACCAAAAAGAUGCUAUAUGAGCCCAGAUGAUGACUCUACCAGCUUAGCAAAUAAGCUGGUUAGGCGGCCUGUGCGAACCAGGUCUCUGAAAUUUGAAUCUCCUCUGAAGAAUGUUGAGGAUGAACUUAUUGAUGAUAGUGGUGAUGCAUCAGGUGAUGAUGAUGGCGAUAUUUUGAAGAUUCUUCCAGAGAGUCUUCUGCAAUCGAUAAGAGAAAAAGAAAGAAAAGCACAAGAAGAGCGAGAUCCAGCCAUCUCUCAAGCAAAGAGGCGGCGACAGAUGAUUGCUUGCUUGCCUAAGCUCUUCAACUUGAUGCAUUUCUUCUUUCAAUCAAUAAACCGAUCAGUUCUCACAAAAGAAGAGCUUAUGCACAAGAUAAUUGCAGGCCAUUCAGAUAUUGUUGAUAGAAGAGAAGUUGAAGAGCAGUUAGACUUGCUGCUUGAAUUAGUUCCUGAAUGGAUUUCUAAGAAAUUGGCAACUAGCGGGGAUUCGCUCUUCUGCAUCAACAAAAUGUCAAGCCCUGAAACUAUACGAGCACGCCUUGAAGAAGCAAAGUGACAGGAGAGCUUCUUGAAGCACUUGAAAUAUUUUGACCCUUGUAGCUGGCCUAAUCCUGGAUGGUCUAAAUUAUCUUUUAAUUUUUUGCCAAUGUUCAUAACAAAAUAUAGGUGUUUAGAUCAGAUAUUUGCAAAUAUGUAGUAUCCUAACAGAAUGGCAAGACAAGCCCAAUCUUCUCUAUAAUUGUAAAAUUCUCAAACAAAUAUAUAUCCAAGCAUGCUAAAUUUGAUUGUUUA
Molecule: messenger RNA, 2170 nt
Organism: Ricinus communis (castor bean)
Lineage: Eukaryota; Viridiplantae; Streptophyta; Magnoliopsida; Malpighiales; Euphorbiaceae
Product: CDT1-like protein a, chloroplastic
Exons: 7
Coding region: 198-1934 (578 amino acids)
Biological process (GO): mitotic cell cycle; DNA replication preinitiation complex assembly; regulation of DNA-templated DNA replication initiation
Cellular component (GO): nucleus
Molecular function (GO): DNA binding; DNA polymerase binding
Source: RefSeq, a predicted model, not a curated record